AUGCCCAACUACACCAUAGGCGGCUGCCAGGUGCACUUCCCGCACAAGGCCUACGGCGUGCAGCUGAGUUUCAUGAACAAGGUCAUCGCGGCGCUGGAGGGCGGGCACAACGCGCUGCUCGAGGCGCCUACCGGCUCCGGCAAGACGCUGUCGCUGCUGUGCUCAGCGCUAGCCUGGCAGGUGCGGGAGAAGCAGCGCAUAGAGGAGGGGCUGGCGGCGGAGAAGGCGGCGGCAGCAGAAGCCGCUGCAGGGGGCGGCGACCCCGCCGCUGCCGCCAUGGGCGAGGCGGGGCAGGGCCCGCCUUGCCCCCUUGGCGGAUCGGCAGGCUGCGCACACCCGGGUAGCAGCAGCGGCUGCGGCCCCUCGGCCGCCGCCGAGGCCGGGGCUGGCGACGGCGGCUUCAUGGCUGACGCCGCGGCGCAGGAGGCGCCGGCGCCCCGCCGCAAGCCCCCCAAGAUCUUCUACGCCACACGCACCCACUCCCAGAUUGCGCAGGCAAGACGGCGGGGCGGUUUGGUUUCGGGGGGAGGCGGCGGUGUACUGGGUGGGGGUGGCGGAGCUGGCGCCGUGGUGGUGAAGGAGCUCAAGCGGUGCGAGUACAAGCCCCGCAUGGCGGUACUGGGCUCCCGCAAGCACUACUGCAUCAACCAGCACGCCACGCGGCAGGGCAGCAUCGACGAGGCGUGCGAGGAGCUGCUGAAGGAGAGCCAGUGCCAGUACUUCAAGAACGUGCACUCCUUUGUGUCCUCGGGCUUCCAGUACCGCCUGCACGACAUCGAGGACCUGAAGGGCAUGGGCCGCUCCAACAAGGCCUGCCCCUACUACACCGCCCGCAAGUGGGCCGACGAGGCGGAGGUCAUCUUUGCGCCCUACUCGUACCUCAUCGACCCGGUCAUCCGCAGGGCCAUGGCUGUGGACGUGGAGGGCUGCAUGCUGGUCUUUGACGAGGCUCACAACAUGGAGGAUGUGUGCCGGGAGGCGGCAUCCACAGAGGUGGACCUGGCCACCAUGGCAGAGGUGCUCGGCUGCUUCCAAAAGGCGCACGACCUCAACGGCAGGCAGGAAGUGUAUGGGCCGUUGGUCGGCUGCGCCAGAGCGGUGGUGGCGUGGAUGGAGGACAAGCAGCGCGCGGCGGCGCGGCAGAUGCAGCAGCAGGCGCAGCGCGGCGGCGGCGGCGGCGGCGGCGGGCGCGGCGGCGGCAGGCAGGCGGCCCGCUACCAGGACGCCUACGAGCGUAUGUUCCCUGCCAAGGAGAUGCUGGGUGAGCUGUCUGCCUGCGGGCUGGGCCCCGACGCAGUGGAUGCGCUGUGGGAGGCGUACCAGCUGGCGAGGGAGGAGGAGGAGGCGAUGGGGCAGGCGGCGGCAGCGGGUGGGGGCGGUCCACUGGGCGGCAGCAGCGGAGGAGGCAACAAGGAGAACCAGCAGGGCGGGGAGAGCGCCGCCACCGGCCCCAAGACUGGCGCGGCUGUGCGGGUGGGUGCCAUGGCGCUGGGCGUCAUGUCGCGACUCAUCCAGGUCGUGCGCAUGCUGCACCAGGGCAGCGACGAUGGCGCCCGCGACUAUCGCCUGGUGGUGCAGCGCUACUACGAGAACAGCCCCACCCUGGCCAUGGGCCGCUACAAGAGCAGAGGCGGCGGCGGCGGUGGUGGCGGCGGCGGCGACGAUGACUCCUUCCUGCCCGGCUUUGCUUUCAAGAUGUGCCUGUGGUGCAUGAACCCCGCGGUGGCCUUCCGCCCGGUGGCCCAGGCCGCGCACAGCGUGGUGCUGACCAGCGGCACGCUGGCGCCGCUGGAGGGGUUUGCCUCGGAGCUGGGCACCCCCUUUGCCAUCACCCUGGAGGCGCCACAUGUGGUGGACAUGCGGCGGCAAGUGUGGGCGGGCGUGGUGGGCGCGGGGCCCGGCGGCACCCCACUCAACGCCACGUGGAAGAACCAGAACGAGGCUGGGUUCCAGGACGGCGUGGGGCGGCUGAUCCUGGAGGGCGCCGCCUCCAUACCGGACGGACUCCUCGUCUUCCUGCCCUCCUACGUGCUCCUGGACAAGCUGAUGGCAAGGUGGAAGUUCUCGGGCCUGCUGGCGCAGUUGGAGGCCCUCAAGAAAGUGGUGCAGGAGCCGCGCGGCGGCGGCCAGGAUGCGCUGAAGAAGACGAUGCAGGAGUACUACGCCGCCAUCCAGGCGGGGGGCGGGGCCGCCUUCUUCGCAGUCUGCCGCGGCAAGGUGUCUGAGGGCCUGGACUUUGCCGACGGCAAUGCUCGGGGCGUGAUCAUCGUGGGCAUCCCCUUCCCCGCCGCCAAGGAUCUCAAGGUCCAGGAGAAGAAGGCGUUCAACGAUCGCGGGCAGCGCCAGCUCAGCCUGGUGUCGGGCGAUGUGUGGUACUCGCAGCAGGCCUUCCGCGCGCUCAACCAGGCGGGCUGGCCAGGCCGCCGUUUGAUGGGACGCCCCAUGCCGCUCUCAAGCUGCGGCAAGCUCAGCCGCGUCGAUGCCGCUCGCCUCACCAGCCUGCCUGCGCGGCGGCGCAGGGUGCGUGGCGCGCUGGCGGUGCACCCCACCUUUGAGGCGGGCAUGCAAUCCAUGGCUGCCUUCUUCGCCGCCAUCCAGGCUGACCCUCCGGGGCCGCCGCCAGGCGUGCCCAAGCCCGCCGGUGCCACGUCAGCCGACACGGAGAUGGCGGCGGCGGUGGCCGCGGCAGUGGCCGCCGCCGUGCCGGCCCAGGCGCUGCAGGAGGCGGCCACGGCGGCGGCCAUGGCGGCGGGCCGUGGCGUGGAGGGCGCGCUCAGCCUCUGGGGACCUGGCGGUGCCGGUGCCGCGGGUGGCGGCCAGCAAGCUGCCGGCACCAUCCUGGGGCUCUACCAGAUGUGGCAGGCCAAGCCGCUGGGGCAGGCGCGGGCGGCUGGAGGAGCGGCGGGAGGCGCAGUGGCGGGCGGCGGCGUCUGCGGCGGCGGCGGCAUGGCGGGUCUGGACCAGUGGAGCCGCCAGGCCGCGGUGAAGGAGGUGCCCAAGCAGCCCCAGCCCCAGCACCAGCACCAGCAGCGAGCCGCGCCUUUCCCCCAGCACGGCCCUGCGGGCGGCCAGCGGCAGCAGCAGCAGCCGGGUGGUGGCCUCGGCCCGCUCCAGCACCCUCAGCACCCUCAGCAGCACCAGCAGCACCAGCCCGCAUUCGGCUACUACGUGCGGCCCCCCAGUGCCGAGCGCUGCCACUCCCCGCCCGACGCCGCGGGGAAGCUGCAGCGGGUGCUGCAGGGCGCCCCGCUGGCGGCCUGGGUGCAGCAGGACGUGUCAGACUGCCUCGCCUUCCUGCGCGCCUCUGGCAUCGGCGAGGGGGCGCUGCCUGCAGGCUACACCUCGCUGCUGGCGGUGGCGGUGGAUGGGGUGAAGGAUGCGUUCCAGGCGGCCAGCGAGUACCUGGGCGAGGGGCGCGCAGUGCACCACCUGGCCGCAGAGUGGCGGUGUGCGCUGCCGCGGGGCCUGCAGGCGCUCAUGGGCGCCGGCCCCGCCGCCUUCCCUGAGGGGAAGCCCUGGGAUGCGGGGGCACGGGCGUUUGGGGAGCAGCGGCUGCGGGGCUGGGCCGACGGCGCGCUGCUGGCGGCGACGCGGGCGGCGUACGAGGCGCAGCUGGCGGCGCUUUUGCAGCGCGGAAGCCUCGGCAGCCCGCCGGCGGACGGGCAGCAGCAGGCCCACCCGCAGCAGCAGCAGCAGCAGCACCCCCAGCUGGCAGGCAGCUGGCACCAGCAGCAGCAGGCCGGCAUGGUGCCGCCAGCGGGAGGCGCUGCCGCGCCUGCCCACACCCCGCCCGGCAGCAUGGGUUGGCAGCAUGAGGCGCAGGCAGGGGACACACUUCGCAUGGAGUGGGCUCAGCCGCAGGGCCAGCAGCAGCAGCGGCAGGACCAACAGCAGCAGUACAGCCUGCCACCGCACACGGUCCCGCCCCUCCAGCACCAGUACCACCCUGGCUACCCUCACCAGCAGCAGCAGCAGGGAUGGGGGCAGCCUGGCGCAGGCGCCCAUCAGUGGCAGCAGUACCAGCAGUACCAGCCGCCGCAGCACAGCUGGCAGCAGCAGUGGGGCCAGCAGCCGCAGCCGGCGCAGCCUCACCACCCUCCGCCGCUGCAGGCCGCGCCGCCGCCGCAGGGCUGGGCGCAGCACAACCGCUUCCCUCCCCAGCACCUGGCUCGCGCCCACGCUCCUCCUCCUCAGCAGCAGCAGCAUGGGCAGGGUCAGGCGGGCCCCGCACAGCAGCCGGUGCCCCCUCAGCAGCAGGUCUGGCAGGGCGCUCCUGCCGCCGCCGCCGCCCCUGCCCCUCACAACCCUCCGGCACAGCAGGCACCCCAGCACCAGCCACAGGCGCCGGCGGCGCAGCAGGGCGCCAAGCGGGGGCCCCAGGCAGCCAACGGUGAGCAGCAGAACCAAGCCAAGAAGCGAUACCUGCACGGCAAGAAUGCCGAGGCGGCUGCCCGCAGCCGCGCGGCGGGCGGCGGCGGCGCGGCGGGCGGCGCGGCGGGCUAUGAUGCCGCGCAGCGCGCCGCCAUCGCCCACACCAUCCACUCCAGCGGUGACGAUUCUGACUUCCGCUGACCUGCGCCCACUGGGAGGGCUGUCCCGGCCACACUGACCCUCCCCUUCCGCUUCAGUCCCUACUUCGUUUCUAUCGGUUGAGGGGGUUUCCGCUUGCAAUUGCAGCGCUCUAACAAAUGUGAGAACACUCUUCGAC
This is a messenger RNA of Chlorella variabilis, 4708 nucleotides long. RefSeq lists its product as hypothetical. Gene Ontology annotation, molecular function: ATP binding; DNA helicase activity; hydrolase activity, acting on acid anhydrides, in phosphorus-containing anhydrides. The record is from RefSeq and is a predicted model, not a curated record. The transcript is spliced from 24 exons. Gene Ontology annotation, cellular component: nucleus. NCBI's taxonomy places the organism in Eukaryota, Viridiplantae, Chlorophyta, Trebouxiophyceae, Chlorellales, Chlorellaceae. The coding region runs from base 1 to 4572 and encodes 1523 amino acids. Gene Ontology annotation, biological process: nucleotide-excision repair; double-strand break repair involved in meiotic recombination.